This is a messenger RNA of Hemiscyllium ocellatum (epaulette shark), 3182 nucleotides long. RefSeq names its product cAMP-dependent protein kinase catalytic subunit alpha-like. Gene Ontology annotation, biological process: peptidyl-serine phosphorylation. Gene Ontology annotation, cellular component: cAMP-dependent protein kinase complex; nucleus. Lineage: Eukaryota; Metazoa; Chordata; Chondrichthyes; Orectolobiformes; Hemiscylliidae. Bases 153 to 1700 code for a protein of 515 amino acids. Gene Ontology annotation, molecular function: cAMP-dependent protein kinase activity; ATP binding. The record is from RefSeq and is a predicted model, not a curated record. The transcript is spliced from 10 exons.
GUCAAUCACAAGCCGUGGGUUUGGGCGGGGCAUUGGACAGUCAAUCAUCCUUCGUGGGCGUGGACUUGUAGCUCGUGGAAACGCGAAUCUCCCACAGGAGCACAGGGCCCUGGGUCACGUGAUGAGGCGGAGCAGUUCCCCGGUUAAGGGUGAUGCACCUUCUGCACCAAUCAGCGAGGAAGCCUGGCAUGAUGGACAGCCCUUACACCCAAUCGAGGCGGAGGAGCCCAUCGAGCUGCUGCCAUCGUCGGUGCGGGGAAGGAGGGUGGUUUGUGGCCUAUCCGAUAGGACUCGAGCCGGGGGAGGGGGAGGAAAGAGGAGGAAGAAAGAAGAAUGGGCCUCGCUGCCUCUCCCCCAGAAGCUCCACCAACCGGCGACCGGCUUCGCCCGUCAGCCGCUCCGCGGUAACCCAAUCGGCGCGGCCCGAAGGCGGGAUAUCCGCCACUGCCAGUGGUGCUGGGGGCGGGGAGAGGGACCCUUCCCUCACCCAUUGGCGCCUCCCUCCCCCUCUCCUCGCCCCGCCUCCGGGGCUGCCGGUCGGCGUUCAGGAGUCGAAGGUGCUGCUGUUGGUUGGUGGUGGGGACAUGAAACUCUGGCGUCUGACUAACCGCGAAUGGUCCAAGGACCACAGCAACAGCAGUAGCAAAACUGCCAUCUCCGCUGCGGACCCGACGGAGCCUUUGGACAGUGUGAAAGAUUUCUUAGAGAAAGCGAGAGAGGAGUUCUUAGAAAAAUGGGAGUCCCCACCGCAGAACACAGCAUGUCUGGAUGACUUUGAGAGAUCAAAAACACUGGGCACAGGGUCCUUUGGUAGAGUGAUGUUGGUGAAGCACAAAGUUACAAAUGAACACUAUGCGAUGAAGAUAUUGGACAAACACAAGGUAGUCAAGCUGAAACAGAUCGAGCACACACUGAAUGAGAAAAAGAUUCUCCAGGCUGUCAGGUUCCCUUUUCUGGUGCGGCUAGUUUUCUCGUUCAAGGAUAACACUAAUUUGUAUAUGGUGAUGGAAUAUAUUCAAGGUGGAGAAAUGUUUUCACAUUUAAGGAGAAGCGGAAGGUUCAGUGAACCUCACUCACGAUUUUAUGCAGCACAGAUUGUCCUCGCAUUUGAAUACCUCCAUUCACUAGACCUUGUCUACAGGGACCUGAAGCCUGAAAACAUACUGAUUGAUCAGAAUGGAUACAUCCAGGUGACAGAUUUUGGAUUUGCCAAGAGGGUAAAGGGUCGAACUUGGACACUGUGUGGGACUCCCGAAUACCUGGCUCCUGAGAUCAUCCUUAGUAAGGGCUAUAACAAAGCUGUGGAUUGGUGGGCAUUAGGGGUCCUAAUCUAUGAAAUGUCUGCUGGAUAUCCUCCAUUUUUUGCAGACCAGCCAAUUCAGAUUUAUGAAAAAAUAGUCUCGGGGAAGGUGCGGUUUCCAUCUCAUUUCAGCUCUGACCUAAAAGAUCUGCUCCGGAACCUGUUGCAGGUUGAUCUGACCAAACGGUUUGGUAAUCUCCGAAACGGUGUCAAUGACAUCAAGAACCACAAGUGGUUUGCCAACACAGACUGGCUAUCCAUCUACAAAAGAAAGGAGGAGCCUCCUUUUAAACCCAAGUUUAGAGGCCCCGGGGACACGAGUAACUUUGACGAGUAUGAAGAGGAGGCAAUCCGCAUAUCUCUCACAGAGAAAUAUUCAAAGGAAUUUGCUGAUUUCUAGAGAAGGGAAUGAGACAAAGCUGUAAAAUGACUGGGAAACUUGAUACACGGCUGGAAAGGAAAGGAGGCAGUGUUUGGAGGGGAGCCCAAACUGUUGUAUUUACUGAAAACUUUUGUGUUGAGUCUGUGCAUUCCACCAGGUGGAGUCCUACGUUGCCGUGACUUCGAAGGGCCUGGCCCUCUUUCCCUUACACAGACUGCUCCUGCAAAUCCUGAGGUUCUCCAGACAGUCACUAUUCCCAAUGACACACUAAACUUCUCUUUUUUUUGCCGCCUUCCAAUAAGCGUUUGUAUCUCAUUGUGCCUGAAUGUUAUAUAUGUUCUGUGUUUUAAAAGAUAUUUUACUUAUACAUUAAAGACCUUUAGUUUUCUUUUUUACAAUGUAUUUCCGAGUGAAGGGACUACUUUUCCAUAUCUGAUCUGACUGCAGAGUAAGUAAAUUAGGAGCUUGAACUGUUUACUCACCUGUCUCACUCAUUCCGAGCAGCUCCAGGGCUGGCAUGCACAGGUGUAUUGUUAGCUGUGCACCAUCCCUGCAAUUGAUUCCCUGCACUCACUGAAGACUGGGAAAUGAUUAGCUUCUGUAUUGUUUUAGGAUCUCACAUUUAAGUAACGCGGAAUUAGAUGGAUGAUGUAGUAGUAUUGUGUUCGCCACAGUACAUGCCAGCCCAAUUAUGUGGCUUUCACAUUUCUUCAGUAACCUCCAAGUUGAAGUGCUUGCUUUAUUUUAAGAUUCCACUGGUGGGGGCAGACAGUCCCUUGGCAUUAUUUCAACAGAAUAGUGGAGUUCUCCACAGUGACACAGCCAAUGUUUAUGUUUCUGUACAGAUUACCUGAUUAUCACAUUCCUGCUUGUGGGAACUUGCUUUGGGUAAAUUGGCUGCUAUGUUAAUUACAUUGCAACAUUACACUUCAAAAUAAAAGUAUUUCAUCAGCUGAAAAGCACUUUGGGACUUCCUGAGAUUGUCAAGAUUCUGUGGAAAUACAGGUCUUUUCUUUAAAAUAAAGGGUAGAAUAAACAAUUUUGUAUCCUAGUACCAAACCCCCAUUUAACAUACAGAGCCCAGCAACAAAAGCCAUUUGGAAUAUCAACACUGGAUCUUUCCCUCUCUCUCCUACCUCAAUGUCGCAAGACAAGGUAGCGAGAGCAAGAGCAGGAGGAGGCAGCCUGAGGUGGCCGGUGGUGAGAAUGAGAACAGGCAGCCUGGGGCAGCCAGUGUCAAGAGCUGAAGAAGGCAGCUCAAGGCAGCCAGCGGGAGCAGGAACAGUCUGCAAGGCAGCGAGGGCAGGCAGCCCGGGGCGGUGGUGGAGUUGAGAUCGAGCCCUUGAUUUGUGCACACCCAGCAUCGCUAGGUGCUUUUGGACUGUGGUGUUGAACUGUUCACUAUGUUUCUUUGUUUUUCCACUUUUUAGUAAGAAAGAAUGUAAUAUUUAACUAUUUAACUUUAUUUUCUUUAUUUUCCUGCUUUGUACCAAGAUUCUG